AUGCGCGUGCCGCUGCGGGCCCUCCUGAUGGCCGCCUGGUUCGUGUCUUCGGCCGGCCUGUCCCGCCAGCGGCCCUCCAGCGGCGGCUUCCAGGAGGACCGGCCGGACCGCGGUCGCACCUUCACCAACUCGCAGGUGCUGGCCUUCAACGUAUCCAACUUCAUGGUGGUGCUCUUCCUCAAGGCCCUGCUCGUCGCCCUGGGAUUCGCCACGGGGUUCAGCGGCCUGGGACUCUACGCCGGAGGCUACGGGCGCGCCGACGACCACGGGCCACCAUUGUCGCCGGUCGCCGACCAAGGACGCAUGACGUGGCUCACCACAUACCUGGCGGCCUUGAACACGGGCGACGAUGCCUGCUUACGACGACUGGCUUGCGAAGACCCCGGCACAGCCCGGAUGUACGCCAGCGGAAAGGAGAUGCUGCUUUACGUGCUACGCAGGGCACCAGUGUUGUUGCCCUACAACUCUGCAUACGACCGGAUGGUGGAAUCGGUUCGCACCGCUGCCAGGAUAGGCAGCAGGCAUCAGCACCUCUGUCGUCGCAAGUACCCAUGCCCAGUCUCCAGAAGAUGACUUCAAUAGAUGUGCAAACUGGACUGUCCCAGCCUCAAGGGGAGAGGCAUCACCAAAGGCAUAGCUGUAGUCAACCUUUGUUAGGGAGCGAUUUUGCGCUAUCGUUCCGUCUACCCGAUCUAUGCUCGGCGACAAGUUAAGAACAAAGUAGGAGCUCUGUCUCGAGUGCGAGUUCUGCGUUUGAUGGCACUUUGUCACGCAAGCAUCCAAAGCCUGGCAGAAGGUUACGAGCGCAUGGUGAAGGUGGAGCACCCACUGGGAUGUU
This is a messenger RNA of Ixodes scapularis (black-legged tick), 838 nucleotides long. RefSeq lists its product as uncharacterized. NCBI's taxonomy places the organism in Eukaryota, Metazoa, Arthropoda, Arachnida, Ixodida, Ixodidae. The record is from RefSeq and is a predicted model, not a curated record. The transcript has 3 exons. Bases 1 to 573 code for a protein of 190 amino acids.